UGCAACUAACAGUUUCCUAUAAUCAUUGCAGUGGAAAGUCAAUCUUCGAAAAGGAAGCUUAAACAAUUCUGCCAAAAACAUCACAACAAAGUUUUCCAAGUUUCCAAAAUAUGACGGAAAAUAUCCUUCGGGGUCAACAAGUUGAACUGCAAGCCCUUCCCAGGGCUGUGACCAGAAACACAGAAAGAUGGAUCCUUUCCAAGAGAGGCUGCUGGGAUCCGAAGCAGCACGGGAAGACGCCCCAGGCGAGCUGCUGUGGCUUGGGGCGCGGAGCGGGUGGCAGCUGCUGGGGCAGUGCUGCCAUGGCCCAGGCACAGCUCAGCUCCUGGCUGCUCCUGUGUGUGUUUGCUGCAUUCCAGAGGCUGACAGAUGAACAUCCUCACAGCGGCACCAACAGAGCCCGUCGUGGCCCAGAGGACGCUGGCAUCAUGUUAGAGAUGCUCUGGGGAAGGCUGGAUAUUCAGGCCAACGGGUCAAUCCGUCUGCGGGAUGAAGAGCUGGCCUCCCUACGCCCGGCACGGCGCUUCCUGCAGAUUUUAGAGGAGGAAGUCCCCAAAACACCGGCAGAGAUUGAGCAGCAUCUGAGAUAUUAUUCACUGACUGACACUCCCUUGCCUCCGACAGAGUUUGACCGUCUCCUUUUCACCAGUGUUUACAGUGCCUAUCAGGUUCGCUCCACGCAGGGUCUGGAUAAAACCCCUUGGAUUGGCUUUUUCUCUCAGCUGGUUGAUGAAAUCUUUCGUGACCUGUGCAAGGGGCUCUGCCCUGCAAAUACCACUCUCCUCCAGGCUUCCUGGCCUUGGAAGGAGAAGCCUUCACAUUUAGCAUCCCUGAAACAUUUCUAUCGCUCUAACCUGGCCAGGACCAAGAGAGACACCUAAUGAGGGAACCCACCGUAGGAAAGGGCACACCUGGCUUCAGCUGCCUUCUUGGUUAUUUUCAAUGCUUUCCACAGUAUGCAGGAUUUCAAAUAAAUAUGCCACACCUUUUUGUCCUGCUUUCUGCACUGUGCUGGUAACCCUCUCAGGAUUUAUGCACAAGCUUUUAUUUUUAAAUGAAAAAAGACAAAACUGUAAAGUGCAUUUCUCUCUUUUCUGAUUUUUUCCUAAGUGGGCUGUGCUGAAGGGGGCAGUGCUAUUUAGAUGUCUUAUCUAUCUUGACCACUGAUGCUCUGGAGAGAUGGUUUGGAAGUAUUUUUCCAGGAUAUUAUGCUGGUGUCACAGCUGACUUCAUUUCAGAUAAUUCAGUUCACUUUCCUUAUAUUCUCCCUGUGGUUUCAGACAAAUACAAGAUCUUCUCUCCAGUAGCAGCUAAGCAGGUUUUGUUGUGUUCCAUGAUAUAGGUCACAUAUUUAAUUUAAUUUUUCUCCUCAUGUGGCAUCAUAUUUUAUAUGUCAACAGCAAUUUCCCGUCUCAUGUAUUCAUUUUUCUUUAAAAAGCAAUGUGAAAAUGUAUGUAUUCCACAAAGAUUUCUAGUAUUUGCAUAUCAUAUUUACACAUAUACACAGCUUUGUUUCAGUUAUCAUUUUGGAAUAUGCUUCCUGAAAUCUCAUUUAAAUUCUGAAGGAUCCUGACCUAGUUAUUUCUUCAGCAGAUUUUGCCUCUCUUCUAUAAAGUGUUUUGGUUUUUUUUGGUUUUUUUU
Molecule: messenger RNA, 1641 nt
Organism: Onychostruthus taczanowskii (white-rumped snowfinch)
Lineage: Eukaryota; Metazoa; Chordata; Aves; Passeriformes; Passeridae
Gene: FAM180B
Product: family with sequence similarity 180 member B
Exons: 3
Coding region: 111-881 (256 amino acids)
Source: RefSeq, a predicted model, not a curated record